AUGGCUGUGUUGCGUUUGUUAACUCUCACCGGACAAAAGCUUGCAGGCUUUGUGAUCAAUGACACAGAAAGCCUCGAGGGAGCCACGUUGGAUCCUUUCAGGCAAGCAGUUAACAAGGGAACACAGAUUACCUUCGAGAUAUUAGGGUUAACACAGAGAAAUAACAGCAAUGACACUACAGCUCCUGUUAACGGUGCCUUUAGACGUGACAGGAAAACCCCAGUCACAGGAAGCAUCAACAGGAAUCUGUUGCACAUUUGCAAUGACCCCUUUAUAACCUCUUUACAGCUGUCGUGGGAACUGGAACGCCUUGCAAGGGUCGAGAACGAAUUUAAAGACACUUACCUGGAAUUAAGUGACCAGUGCAAGAAGUACACCUGUGAUUUACUCCACCAGUGUAGGUCGACAGAGGAGGUAAUCGCAGUCCUCAACCGGCGCAGCGAGGAAGACUCAGACGUGUCCGACGACGAGGACGAUCCCGAACGACUCAACCUCUCGAGACUCAAGCUGGCUCUCAAGUACGACCAGAAGCAGUUCGUGGCACACCCGAACUGCCAGCAACUCCUGACCUCGGUGUGGCACGAGGGCCUCCCGAUCUGGCGCCGCCGGAACGCAGUCGUGAAAAUCCUGCUGUGUCUCUCCAUCAUCAUUUGCAUGCCUGUUAUUGCUGUCAUCUACCUCAUCUUCCCGAGGACGCAGCUCGGGAGGGUCAUAAGGUCACCUUUCAUGAAGUUCAUCUAUCACAGCGCCUCCUUCGGGAUUUUCCUCCUGCUGCUCGUCCUGGCCUCGACGAGAACCGAAGGGAGCGAGAGACACCGCAGGAACAUACGGGGACCUGCGCCUACGUUUGUGGAAUGGCUGAUCUUCUUCUGGGUCACUGGCAUGGGAGAAACCAGCAUAAAGGAAUCUUCAAAAGCCUCACUGAUCACGGAAGUCCCCCGCUCCCAGUGGCCUACCAACGACCCCACCCUCAUAGCCGAAGGGGUUUUCGCCGUUGCCAACGUCUUCUCCUUCGCCAGGAUCAUCUACCUGUUUCAGACGAAUCCUCAUCUCGGGCCGUUACAGAUCUCGCUAGGAUGCAUGAUCAUAGAUAUCGCCAAGUUCCUGUUCAUCUUCUUCCUGGUGUUAACGAGUUUCGCCUGCGGUCUGAACCAGCUUUAUUGGUACUACGAUCCUCCGAGCAGCUCGUGUGAUAUCUCCACGGGAGAGGGCAGCUGUAGUGGCUCUGACGCCUUCAACACUGACAGCGGAGAAUACAUGGGAAGCUUCAAGACGAUUGACAAGUCCUACACCUCCCUACUUUGGUCUCUGUUCGGCGUCAUUCCCCUGAAAGAACUGUCAGCCCGCCAGGAUCAGCUGUUCACCGACAUCAUGGGUCAUUCUCUCCUCGGAGCCUACCUCAUCACGGCCAUUACAGUAAUGGUCAACAUGCUCAUUGCAAUGAUGAGUCGGUCUUUCCAGAUCGUUGAGCUUGAAACUCAUAGACCUAAAGUACUCACUGCCAUCAGGUUUUGCUUUAAAGCAGAUGAGUUGGACGUGACAUUUGCAACGCUCUUUUGGUCCCUCUUUGGCAUCAGUUCUCCUAAGAGUACGGAUCUCGAGGAGGAGCAUGAGUUUAUUGAGACUGUCGGCCAGGGACUCUUCAUGGCCUACCACGUCAUGUCCAUCAUUGUCCUCAUUAACAUGCUCAUAGCUAUGAUGUCUAACAGUUUCCAACAAAUCGAGACAAAUCCCCCCUCACCCCCCUCACCCCCCUCACCCCGCCCCCUACACCCAACCCCAACUAUAAACCUCCCAAUUCCAACCUUCCGGGACGCUGCUCUCUCGCCCCCACAGGACCACGCGGACCAAGAAUGGAAAUUCGCGCGUUCGAAGCUCUGGAUGAGUUAUUUCGACCCCGGUUCGACCCUCCCGGCGCCCUUCAACCUCAUUAUCAGUCCGAAGGCGAUAUUCUACUUCCUCCGCGCCGUCAAGAGGUGCCUCCAGAGCAUAUGUUCGAGGCGGGGCCGGCGAAGAGGCAAGAGGAAGAGCUUUUCCAUGGAGAAAGGGGCGUUGCAGGGCGGUCCUCCUGUGAAAAUAAGCCAAGCCAACAAAUACGCAGAAGUGAUGAGGCGACUCGUCUCUCGCUACAUCCACCAGACCAAGAAACAGCAUCGCCAAGACGGAGUCAACGAGGACGACCUGUUGGAGAUCAAGCAGGACAUUUCGAGUCUGAGGUACGAACUCCGAGAAGACAGAAAACGGGAAACGGCUCGAGCUUACGGCCAGAUGGACUCGAUCAAGAAAGAUAUCUUACGCCUCCUGAAGCAGAGUGGGCGUGGGUCAACCAGUGGGCGUGGCUCGGCAGGGAACAGUGGGCGGAGCGAGGCGGAGGGCGGGGCUGUAGGCGGGACCUCCACCAACCCUAUCGUUGUGACCACGCCUCCCUCUGCUACGUGCCUUGCCUGUGCCCAGCAGACUGUUAAUACUUCCGCCACCCCAGCGAUAGGCCUCGGCGCCCAAGGGAUCCUACAGCAGCACUCCGUCGACCUCGGCAUGCUAGGCAGGGAACCCAACGCGACGUCCGUGGAUAUCACAGUCACCCCUGCGUCGUCUCUGCCUUGUAAUCUCACGUAUUCCCAGGGGAAUCUGACGGGAUGCUUGCUGGCGCCGCAGGAGAUGGACUACUUGAGGAAGGAGAUUGUUAGCAGUCUGAGGAGCGAGUUACGAGAGAUGUUGAGAGACGCCCUCACUCGCGCCCUCACGCCCACCACUACGGUAGCGCAUCAGUACUAUUCUCCUACGCCCACGCCCAACCCCACGCCACAGUUCGUCACUACGCCCACAUCGCAGAUGGUCGCCCCGCCCUUCCCGUCGGCGUCCUCGCCCCAGCAGCAGCAGCAGAGGCGCCCGUCGACGCCCCAGCCCCAGGCCCUCCCGCCCAGCUCGAGUCCGCCGUUCCCGCCGGCUGUCCCUUCCACCUCCCAGAAUCCCGUCAUGUCCCCGCAGUCGCCCACGUCGCAGCUGCCCCUCUACACCCAUAUCCGGGUCUCGGGGUCCCUGAGCGACCCCAUGGGCCAGCGGCAGGACCCAAAGGCGUUGUCGUCCUCGAGCGCAAGUCCUUCGCCGAGGUCCAGCCCGGGGCCGCCCCCGCCGUGCCAGAGGUCCAACUCCAGCUGCGGACUGACUCAGCGAUCGCAGGGAGGAGCGCAGACCGUCAGUUCAUCAGCGAAGACAAGUGCCAACAACCAGGUUCUUCUCCGCCCACCCAAUGACUCCGACCGCGUACAUACACACAUGUACACACAGCUGCUGUGGAAGGCCGUACUGGGUUGGACUCCCGCAGGUCUCACAACUACAGCCAUCGAGAUUGACCUGUGUGUCAGUGUACGCAUUCUGACUGGCUUUUGUACAAGACCCAUCAUCUAUGGCUAUGAUCACCUUCCUAGCAAGAGACUACAGCUCGCUACUCCUUUGCAUGCAAUCUGCUCUUUUGUAGAUGGUCUUUAUCCACCCAGUCCGUCUAGACCAGACACUCACCACGACUGCUUCGGGAGCGGCGGAGUCAUUGUUUAG
Penaeus chinensis is the source of this 3555-nucleotide messenger RNA. RefSeq lists its product as uncharacterized. The record is from RefSeq and is a predicted model, not a curated record. The transcript is spliced from 23 exons. Gene Ontology annotation, cellular component: cation channel complex; membrane. Gene Ontology annotation, molecular function: inositol 1,4,5 trisphosphate binding; store-operated calcium channel activity. Bases 1 to 3555 code for a protein of 1184 amino acids. Lineage: Eukaryota; Metazoa; Arthropoda; Malacostraca; Decapoda; Penaeidae. Gene Ontology annotation, biological process: regulation of cytosolic calcium ion concentration; calcium ion transmembrane transport; manganese ion transport.